Calliphora vicina (urban bluebottle blowfly) is the source of this 1950-nucleotide messenger RNA. It is a transcript of the gene MFS18, whose product is annotated as major facilitator superfamily transporter 18. Lineage: Eukaryota; Metazoa; Arthropoda; Insecta; Diptera; Calliphoridae. Gene Ontology annotation, biological process: transmembrane transport. The transcript has 5 exons. The record is from RefSeq and is a predicted model, not a curated record. Gene Ontology annotation, molecular function: transmembrane transporter activity. The coding region runs from base 350 to 1669 and encodes 439 amino acids.
AAAUUACAAACAAAUCGUGGCAGUUUGUUAGAAAAAACUUUUCAUUUUUAAUUUAUCAAGACUUAAAUUUAGAAAAAAUAAAAAAAAUCUUGAAUAACUUGACCUAAAUACAGUUUAGCAUAUAUUACAAUAUAAAGAUACUAUAUAAACAUUGAACUGGUUUUAAUAAAUUUGAUUUUUGCGUUCCAAUAAAAAUAAUCCUCUAUGCUUGGGUAUUUAUGUAGAUAAACAUGAUUUAUAUUUUAAGCUGACGACGUGUAUCCGAGAGUGUAAUUUGUACAUGUAUUAGGACUCUGGUUAGUUUACAUUUGUAAGUACGUUUACAUCAACCAACUUCACAAAUAUUAAAAUGAGUAUGGAUGAAAAAUUGAAGUACUCUUUGUUAAGAAAUGAAUUAGUCGAUAAUCAAUCUAUAUGGAGCCGUCAAGAGAAGCGAGUAUGGUUUAUUACACUAAUCACAGGCACUUGCAUGUUGUAUUCAACUCGCACAACGAUGCCUUUAUUGGUACCAGCAGUUGCAGCAGAAAUGAAAUGGAGUAAAACGGAUUCCGGUACGGUGUUGAGCUCAUUUUUUUGGGGCUAUACCCUAACACAGGUUGUGGGUGGUUAUUUUAGUGAUCGUUUUGGUGGUCAAAGAGUGAUUUUAUUUGCUGCCAUUGGUUGGUCAAUCAUAACAUUCCUGAUGCCAAACAUUAUUUGGUGGGCACCAAAUGCAAAAAACUAUGCCAUUCCUUUCAUUGUUACCAUAAGAAUAAUCAAUGGAGCUUUUCAGGGAGUUCAUUUUCCUAGUAUGAUUAGUUUAACAAGUCAAAAUCUCUGCUCAAAUGAACGCACAAGUUUUUUCGGACUUUUAACGUCUGGUUCUGCCAUGGGUACAUUGCUAACAGGCAUAUUGGGAUCUUUUGUGCUGGACUAUUUUGGAUGGUCAUAUGUUUUUCGCGUUAUUGGAUUUAUGGGCAUAGCUUGGGCAUUAAUACUACGCUAUUAUGCCAUGGCGGGUGAACGCAAUCGUAUAAUCAAUGUAUCUUUGCCCUCCCGUUUGUGUGUGAACAAAUCCAGUGUUGACGCAGUGCCGUGGCUAAAGUAUUUUAGUAAAUUAUCAUUUUGGGCUUGUGUUUUAACACAUGCCUGUGAAAUGAACUGCUUUUUCGUAUUAUUAUCUUGGUUACCCACCUAUUUCCAUGAUGGUUUUCCACACGCCAAAGGAUGGGUAGUAAAUAUGAUACCUUGGUUGGCAUUACCGCCCAGUACAUUUUUUGCCAAAUAUCUUACCGGUAGAUUAUUGGCCAGAGAAUGGUCUACAUCGGCUGUGCGCAAGCUGAUACAAAGUUGCUGCUUCUUAGCACAAAAUCUAGCAUUAUUUAUAAUGAGUAGAACCUCAGAUUUUCAUACAGCUUUAGUAUGUAUGACUAUAAUUAUAGGUGGGACUGGUUUCCACAAUAAUGCAGUGACAGUUAAUCCUCAGGAUUUGGCACCUUCACAUUCUGGCAGUGUUUUCGGUUUAAUGAAUACGGUUGGCGCCAUACCAGGAUUUUUGGGUGUUUACUUGGCUGGCCACAUAUUGGAAGUAACUCAAAGUUGGCCUAUGGUUUUUAGCGCAGCGGCCGGUAUCAAUCUCAUAGGCUGGAUAAUAUUCAUAGUCUUUGGUUCGGCUGAGGCUAUAGUGUGAUUUUAUGUUAGACCAAAUUUUUGUUUGUAAUUUUCAGCACAACAUGUUAAGAAGAUAUUCAUGUGUAUAGUAUUUAUAUUAUUAGGUUUGUCAUUUUAACUAAGUCUACUAUCUAUGAAUUCUUGUACUGCUACCUUCUUUUACUUUACUUUAAAGCUCUCGAUACCAUAAUUAAUAAUAUUGUAUUACGUUUAAUUUUACUUCAACUUUAGUAAUUAAAGACAAAAAAGGAAAUCACCUUUUAGUUAAAAUAAUAAUAAUAAAAAAUAACUACAAAUCAA